Molecule: messenger RNA, 925 nt
Organism: Nothobranchius furzeri (turquoise killifish)
Lineage: Eukaryota; Metazoa; Chordata; Actinopteri; Cyprinodontiformes; Nothobranchiidae
Gene: h3f3d
Product: H3 histone, family 3D
Cellular component (GO): nucleosome; nucleus
Molecular function (GO): structural constituent of chromatin; DNA binding; protein heterodimerization activity
Source: RefSeq, a predicted model, not a curated record
UCUAAAAUCCGUUAACUUCAAAUUCGGGGACGAUUAUGCUGAUUGGUUCAAUACUGAUCAGUUUACGGCUAGACCAAUCAAAUCAGUUGAGGGCGGGACUUAGCUCAUGCCUCAGCGGAGCUUAUAAAUAGCACGUUCUGUUUCCUCCGCCUUAGAGCGAGAAACGAGAUUGAAAGAGGAUCAUCGUGCUGUCUUUUGUAAACACUCACGGACUAAAUUUAGCUAGAAAAUGGCUCGUACAAAGCAAACGGCUCGUAAAUCCACUGGAGGAAAGGCACCUAGGAAGCAGCUGGCUACCAAAGCAGCCAGGAAAAGUGCGCCAUCCACUGGUGGAGUGAAGAAGCCUCAUAGAUACAGGCCUGGGACUGUUGCUCUGCGUGAGAUCCGUCGUUACCAGAAGUCCACUGAGCUGCUCAUCAGGAAGCUGCCUUUCCAGCGUCUUGUCAGGGAAAUUGCUCAGGAUUUUAAGACAGAUUUACGUUUUCAGAGUGCAGCUAUUGGUGCUCUCCAGGAAGCCAGCGAGGCAUACCUGGUUGGACUGUUUGAGGACACCAACCUGUGUGCUAUCCACGCAAAGAGAGUAACGAUCAUGCCCAAGGACAUCCAGCUGGCCAGGCGCAUUAGAGGAGAGCGUGCUUAAAUGUUCUUUUUGUUUUGUUUUUAAGCUGGGUGGGUUGUUGGGGUUGAGGUUCAGACUGGUUUGAUUUUUGUAAAUCUUGAUGUAUUACCAGCACAUGUACCACAUGUGCAUGUGUCAUUUGUAGUUUUAAAGCAUGUUUUUGUACAUUAUUCAUUUCACUUGUAGUCACUGUAGACUACAGCUAGAGAUGUUUGGUUUUGUCUCACUCUUGUGUGUACUUUUUCUAUCCUGUUGGCAUGUGAUGGGGUUUCUUUUUGUGCUGUAAAUAAACUUUCUGCUACCUCA